Molecule: messenger RNA, 2830 nt
Organism: Coregonus clupeaformis (lake whitefish)
Lineage: Eukaryota; Metazoa; Chordata; Actinopteri; Salmoniformes; Salmonidae
Gene: cep78
Product: centrosomal protein 78
Exons: 16
Coding region: 94-2493 (799 amino acids)
Cellular component (GO): centrosome
Molecular function (GO): protein binding
Source: RefSeq, a predicted model, not a curated record
GGCGGAACAGAGGUGGGUUUGCACGGUCUUGACUGUUGGCACGGUUAGGAAACCAAGGAAACAAUAACACCUAGAGAAACUAACAGAUUGGAAAUGUUGGACACUGUCCAAAUUCGGCGCAGAGGUGCCCAAGACUUCGAGGCAUAUUAUGAUAAUGCAUGCGCUAUGCAGGACUCAGUCCCAUUGCCAGCAGUCAAGGCAAACCUGAGUCAAGGGAUGCUUGACUUUAAUGGGGAUCGGCUCAAACUGACAGAUUGGACACCCAUACUCAACACUCUGACCAUCAAUAAACAGCUACAACAUGUUGCAGUCAGAAGCUGCUACCAAAUCGGUCUCAGCAUUGGAGAGCCUGACAAGUACAGGUCGGCCAAUAGGAAGAAGAUUCCAGCCAUCCGCUCCAAGGAGAUGACGUUCAAACUGUGUAAAGCACUCAGAGAGUGUCUGACCGCUUCACCAAACCUCAAGACCCUCCAACUCCAUGGUCUUCCAUUUAGAGAGAGAGACCUUAUCACUCUUACCAAGGGUUUAGCCAAAAGUGUCUCUUUGGAAAAUCUCUCCUUGGCUCACUGUCCUAUAGCAGACGAGGGGUUAGAAGCUAUCUGCCAGAGUGUGAAGUACUCUCCAUCUAUAAAGACAGUGGAUUUCACAGGCUGCAAUUUGACCUGGAGAGGAGCAGAGCAUAUGGCCAACAUCAUCAAGCAUCAGGCCAUGCGGAGGCACAGUGCAGCCUGGGCCGAGUCUCUGAGGUACAGGAGGCCUGAAUUCGAGGGCAUGGGAGGCCUCCGCCGGGUCACUCUCAACUGCAACACCCUGGUGGGAGACAGAGGGGCGGCCGCCCUCUCACAGGAACUGGCUGAGGACCUCUGGGUCAAAGCCGUGGAUCUGCAGAAGUGUGGUUUAUCCAACGAUGGGACACGGUCUCUGCUGGAGGCUCUAAAGUCCAACACCACUCUCUGUGUCCUGGAUAUCAGGAGGAACCCCUUAGUGGACAAUGACCUGGUGAAGUCCGUGAUCAAAAGAGUUCUCAUGAAUGCUAAUGGUCAAUCCUCUCAGUACUCCUGGAUCAAGCCCCCGGCCCUCAAAGACUCACAGAAACCUCCAAGCCUUAAGAGAAGAAUACUGGGAAAUACAGCUAGAGGAAAAGCAACAUUUAGGAUAGGUCCUCGCAGGUUGUCGUCGGCCAGUAGGCGGAGUCCAGUUGUUGCCCAGCAGCCACACCCCAGCCUCAGCAGGUGUAUCCCAUGGCGCACUGCAGAACGUGCUGGACGACAGAGAGGACUUCCUCCAGGUAAUACAGUGGCAGAGCAGAGCUUUGAGGGGGCUGCCACUGUCAAGGUCACAAUGGAGACUGAGUCAGAGGAGGAGGGAGAGGAGGAAGCGGUUGAGACAAAAAGCCCGUCGGCACUUAGCCUUCAUGAAAGGAUCACUGUCAGACAGUACAGACGUGUACAGGUGGAGCUGGAGGAGUGUCGGCUCAGACUAGCAGAGGAAAGGAGGGCCAGAGUGAAAGCAGACACUUGUCUCAUGGAGUAUGAGUUGGAGAACGCUCGGCUGCGCAGUAUCAACUUCUCCCUGUCGGAGGCACUGCAUGCUCCUGCUACUGGCCCCUCCUGUGUUCUGGAGGACGACGCGGUUCUGGACAGCAUCGAGAGCUCCUUCAGCAAGUUCCAUGCCUUCCUGGACCUGCUCAAGGAUGCUGGACUGGGCCAGUUGGCCUCCAUGGCAGGGAUUGACCAGUCCGACUUUGGCCCACUCGGGCGACCCCAGCUGUCCUCCACUGUUGGACGGCCUCUUGUCGGGUCAGGGGACCAGGACACGAGAGAGAAGGUUGAUGUGGCGCCCUCUGUAAAUACAGUCUCAGUGCAGUCUGGGUGUGGGUGGUGUACAGGAGGCGACAGCUCCAGUGCUCCAUCAGAGGGCCAGCCCAACGGAUGCACCCCCGGAGCUCCAGCCACUCUCAGAGGGUUCUCGCCAGAGGGUGAUCUACAGGAAGUGCCCCCUGUCCCUGCUAGUGAGUUUGCCAGUGAGCCCUGUGUGGAGAAGCCUGGUGGAGAGAAUCAGCAGAGGGUUCCCUCUCCCUCACAACCGGAGGGGCGACUGGUGUCAGGGUCUGAGCACAGUAUCCAUAGCAACGGCUCACAUGGCAAUGACUCGUAUGCCGAAGGCUCCCAUAGCAAUGACUCUCAGGGUAGCGGUUCCUAUGGCAAAGGUUCCCGCGGUCGUAAUGUCUCUCACCACAGUAAUGGCAAUGGCUCCAAGCAUAGCAACGGCUCCAAUCAUAGCCAUGGCUCACAUGGUUACAGUUUUAACUACAGCAACUGCUCCCAUGCCUACAGCUCCAUCCACAGCGACGGCUUCCAUAGUAACGGCUGGCAUGUUGACGGCUCUGUAAGGUCUAGUCUGAGUGACAGGAGUGACCGUGUGGAAUCUGUUGGGUCAUUCGGGUUGAAGGCUUCUGGAGGGGGCAGGGUAGGGUCAGGAGCUCAGAAGUGAAACUAUAUUCAGAGUUUGCGAUGCUGGAACAGAUCCGCUCUCUGGGGAGCCUGGGUGGCGAGUCUGAUGAUGGGUUCUGAACCCACAACUCUGCCACUUGAGUGUUUUUUUUUAUAUUUUCAUUUUAUAUCUGUGUUUACCUUUCUUGUGGCAUUGGUGCCAAAUCGGAGCACUAUAAAAAGGUUAUUGUGCUAAUGAUGCCUAAUUCUUGUGUGGCCAAAUCUGAAAUGUGAUUUUAGUCUUUUGUGGCUUUUUAAAUUUUUUUUUAACUGUGACUCUUUUAUAAUGUUUGUAAAUAUAUGGAUAUAUUUUCUACAAUACAUUUCGUUUAAAAAUA